Messenger RNA from Oxyura jamaicensis (ruddy duck), 1625 nucleotides. It is a transcript of the gene CCDC34, whose product is annotated as coiled-coil domain containing 34. Lineage: Eukaryota; Metazoa; Chordata; Aves; Anseriformes; Anatidae. The record is from RefSeq and is a predicted model, not a curated record. The transcript has 13 exons. Bases 206 to 850 code for a protein of 214 amino acids.
GGAGGAGGAGGAGGAAGGGGCAGGGGCGGCCCCGUCCCCGUCCCCCCGCGGCCGGGCGGGCCGUAGGAGGGCUGCUGGAGACUCAGAAAUAACAGAAGGAAAAAAACAGUCUCCUUUGAAAGACAGUCUUACACCGUGGGAAGAAUGGUUCAUUGGGAAAGAAAAGGAGCUACGUGCCCGCUUACAGGCGAAAGCUGCAGAGCAAAUGAAUAUACAGCUUGAGAAGAUGAAGCAAAAACAAGAAUGUGAAAGAAGGAAAAGGCUAGCUGAAGAGAAGCACAAGGAAUGGAUGCAAAAAAAAAGAGAAGAGGAAAGAAGGGAAAAGGAACGAAAGCAGAGCAAGGAAAUGGCAGAAAAAGCUACAAGAGAACUAGAAAAAAUGCAGCUACAAGAAAAGGCUGAAAUAAAGUAUAAAGAAUGGUUAAAGAAGAAGAGAGCUGAAGAGUCAGAAAAGAAGAAGAGAGAGAAGGAAAAAGAAAAAGAAAGGGAAACUGAGCUGCAGGAGAAGAGAGAGAGAUCAGAGAAGAUCUUUCAGGAAUGGCUACAUAAUGCUAGAAAUAAACCACGCCCUGUUUUAAAUGGUUAUGGCUUUCCACAUAGGAAAUCUACAGGGCGCCCUGAUGGAAAUUCAUACCCAGCUCCAGCAUACUGCAACCCCAUUCCUUGGAAACCAGUACAUGUUCCUCCUCCAAAGGAAGACAAUGUUCUUACCAUGAAGAAUAGUCACUCACUUGAAUAUACAGGGGAGAAAGGAAUGGAAAUCACUGAUACUCAUGUGUUGAAAUGCAGCUUUCACUCAUGGGAAGGAGGUCAAAAUCUGAAGGAAAUACUUCAAAAGUGUGGAAAGUGAAACUGUUCUCUCAAGCCCAUCUGCUGGAUACGAUUAGUCUGUGGACAUUUUUCCCUCCAAAUUUUCAGCUCCUUAUGUGAUGUGACAGGAGGUCCAUCCUGACCUGCGCCUCUGGUGGAGGGUGCACAACAUCAGUCACGUGCAGGGAUUGGUCUGCGAGGCUGGGGCUAGGAAUGGGAUUGUCUUCCUGUGAUAUUGAUGCUUUGGGCUUCAGCUCUGCAUGUGUGUCCCAUGAGCAAACUAAAUAAAUGGAAGGCUUCUGCUAAGCUUGGACUCUCACAAAACUCAUCUCCUCGCCUCCGAUGAAUCGACUGCCACAAACCCCGCGCAGGCUGGAGCACUGGUCUCAUGAGGAAGCCAGGACGUGACCCUGGAGGCUGCAACAUGUGGAAUAUGACACCCUGAGAUCUUGGCUCUCCUGCUGGUGCCCCUUUUUUAGGGAGCAUAGGCACAGCAAGCAGCUCUGCCAGGGAGAACAAGCAUUGGAAGAACCUUGGCUGAACUUCUCUGGUGUUGCAGUUUGAGAGGACAUGGACCAGUUGGAAAGAUUCAAAGGAGAAGCAUCGAGUAUAAUUAUAGAGGUCUCAAAUAUGACCAAGGAGUGAAACAAUGGCAGAAGAAAUCUAUGAAAUGAAUGUAAAGAUACGGUGUGAAAUAACAUAGAUGACAAACAGGGCUAGAAUUUCCUCUCAGUGCCAGGACGGUGCUAACAAUGCUCGAGUGUUUUGACAUGUCGGAAAAAACAUGAAAAAUCAUUGCGAGGAGAAACAACUUC